Austrofundulus limnaeus is the source of this 2028-nucleotide messenger RNA. It is a transcript of the gene chrna4b, whose product is annotated as cholinergic receptor, nicotinic, alpha 4b. Gene Ontology annotation, biological process: monoatomic ion transmembrane transport. Gene Ontology annotation, molecular function: transmembrane signaling receptor activity; acetylcholine-gated monoatomic cation-selective channel activity. Gene Ontology annotation, cellular component: postsynaptic membrane. The record is from RefSeq and is a predicted model, not a curated record. NCBI's taxonomy places the organism in Eukaryota, Metazoa, Chordata, Actinopteri, Cyprinodontiformes, Rivulidae.
GGCAGCUGAAAGGAUGGACAGAYGGAACAGGCAGAGGGACCAGAACCUUCAGCUCACACAGACUCACAAAACCUCUCUUUCUGGCUGUUUAACCUAAUCUGAACCUUUUUGGGGGAAACUGUUGCAACACUCUUUUCUAGGUUUGGUCACUUCCAGGAUGACUGACCACCUUGGUUAAAGAACAGAAGAAGUUGGAGGAAGUUUAGUCGUAAAGCUGGAUACUACUAAAGCCAUAAUGGACGUAUAUACAUCUUUGUGCUUAGUUUUUGUUGCACUAACUCCAAGGGUGUGCUGCACCCAAGUCGGACCUCGUGGCCACGCUGAAGAAAGGCUCCUCCAGAAUUUGUUUGCAAAUUACAACAAGCUCUCCCGGCCUGUGAAGAACACUUCAGACACGGUGUUGGUCCACUUUGGACUCUCGAUUGCCCAGCUAAUUGAUGUGGAUGAAAAGAAUCAGAUGAUGACGACAAACGUCUGGGUUAAGCAAGAGUGGAACGAUUACAAGCUCCGCUGGGACCCAGAGGAAUAUGAAAAUGUCACUUCCAUCCGAAUUCCUUCUGAGAUUAUCUGGAGGCCUGAUAUUGUUCUCUACAACAAUGCGGAUGGUGACUUUGCAGUAACUCACCUCACGAAGGCCCAUUUGUUUCAUGAUGGACACAUAAAGUGGACGCCUCCGGCCAUUUAUAAGUCUUCGUGCAGCAUCGACGUCACAUUUUUCCCCUUCGACCAGCAAAGCUGCAAGAUGAAGUUCGGUUCCUGGACCUACGAUCGGGCCAAGAUCGAUCUGAUCAGCAUGGCCAGUGACGUGGACCAGAUGGACUACUGGGAGAGUGGCGAGUGGGUCAUCAUCAACGCAGUGGGCAAGUACAACACAAAGAAGUACGAGUGUUGCACGGAGAUCUAUGCAGACAUCACUUAUUACUUCAUCAUUCGGAGGCUCCCUUUGUUCUACACGAUCAACCUCAUCAUCCCCUGUCUGCUCAUCUCCUGUUUGACCGUUCUGGUGUUUUAUUUACCAUCUCAGUGUGGAGAGAAGAUUACUUUAUGUAUUUCAGUCCUGCUGUCCCUGACGGUGUUUCUCCUGCUGAUCACAGAGAUUAUACCAUCUACAUCACUGGUGAUUCCACUGAUAGGUGAAUACCUUCUGUUCACCAUGGUGUUUGUCACACUUUCCAUCAUAAUUACAGUUUUUGUGUUGAACGUACAUCACCGGUCACCAAAAACCCACAGCAUGCCUCACUGGGUGCGCAGAGUGUUCUUGGACAUGGUGCCCCGAGUCCUGUUCAUGAAACGCCCACCGGGCACAGCGAAACAGCACUGCAAGAAGCUCAUCGAGAUGAUGCACCGUACCACGGUGAUCUCUACAACGAGCAACUCACAGGCCUUCUGGAUCGGAUUAGACACGGAGCUAAGACAGAUGACCCAAACAGAUAACACAAUCCCAAAUUCUCCAGCUGAUAGUCCAAGGAUUCUCRUCUGCUCAGCCUCUCCGCCGUCUUCCCCCUGUGAGGACCACAGUGAGGAUCAUUCACCGAGUUCCAACCUCUUCUGCAAAUCCUCGUCCGGCAAAUAUUCGGUCCUGUCAGAGAAACAAUCCUCGCGUGGACACAACUCUGUGAGCAUGUCCGCAUCGCAGUUGUCCUUGCCUCCAAUUUUGCCACUGGCUCCACUUCAGAACCUUUCCAAAGAGCGACCGAGCACGCUGGCCCUAAACAGUCGCUCCUUCAGCGCAGAGCAAAUGUGCRACCACCAGGAGGAGCCUCCUCAGAAGUCUGAGCCUCGAUGUCGCUCCCACAGUUUUCAGUACUGCUGUCUGCAUGACGAUGGGGUAAAGGGGACCCCGAAGCAGGUGAACAAAGCACCCUCUAAUGACAACUCGCCAGGAACCCCAACAACCGUGUCCACCAAAGACGCAAGCACCCAAUUGGAUCGUCCGAACCCAACAAUCUCACCAGCUAUGCAACGAGCCAUCGAGGGAGUUCAGUACAUCGCCGAUCAUCUCAGGGCAGAGGAUGCCGACUUUUCAGU